Molecule: messenger RNA, 4091 nt
Organism: Macrosteles quadrilineatus (aster leafhopper)
Lineage: Eukaryota; Metazoa; Arthropoda; Insecta; Hemiptera; Cicadellidae
Product: protein zer-1 homolog
Exons: 10
Coding region: 526-2811 (761 amino acids)
Cellular component (GO): Cul2-RING ubiquitin ligase complex
Molecular function (GO): protein binding
Source: RefSeq, a predicted model, not a curated record
AGCACUCCGCUUAGCCAGCAGUGUAGACGGUCGACCAAUCAACCAUCUGUCAAGUCAACUCAUCUGUGUUUUAUUUUCAACAAAAUUUGAGAACCUAAAUCUUAAUGUUGUGACAGUCUCUUAUUGUGCUAUAUUUUCAGUUAUUUACCGAAAUACUAAUCGAGUUAUUCUUAACUACGACCGUAAAGCAUUAGUAUAAUAAUUAACUAAGUGCUUAUACUUGAAGAACCGUGAGAAUUAAGAAAUUGUAAUCUAGGGAGUAUCAUUUUAGGGUGCCCCUAUGAGUUAAUGAGUUACUAUGUCAAGGCUUAAAGACGAAGUGAAUAGUUAUGUUGGAUUGAGUAAUAGGAAUUAGGCUUGUAUUGUCAUUUAAAGUCUAUUUUAUUCAGGUUAACGCUGUGUAAAUGUAAUAAGGUUCGUCAAAGUGUGACCUUGUACUUACAGCAUAAUGUCUCACAAAAGUUAACAAUUUACAGAAAAUCAUAACUGCCUAUAACCUCAACUUAAACUUUAAGAAAAUUUAAAAUGCCUCCAUGUGAAAGUGAUAAUGCUCCUGAUAGUCUUCUUGACCAGUGCUUUGUUUAUGUCGCCCGACACUUGUCCAUUAUUUCUCACGUCGACAAAGAGACACAAUGUUUUAAACUCAAUCCAGGACUUGCUUUACCGAGAGAACUUUGUGAAAAGAUAAUUUAUUUUUAUAGCCAAAAUGUUGGUGUCAUAGAUGAUCGAAUCAUAAGCUUAUUUAGCGACCCUAGUGUUACUAGUUUGAAAAGGGUCUGUUUAAGACAUUCUAGUAUCACGGACGAAGGGCUGGAUGCAUUACUAAAGCACAACUUAGUUGAGUUAGACCUAGAAAAGUGCUUCAACGUAACUGAAAAGUCUUUGUGUGCUCUCAAUGAGCAUGGUGAGAGCUUAACUUCUCUUUCAGUCGGAGCUGGAGUUAGGUUACUUCCAUUAAUCAACACAUAUCCUCCUCCUCUAAGCUCUUCCUUGAUUAAUGGGGCAGUAAUUAAGGCACCAAAUCUCAGGAAGCUGGUGCUGAGAAAUUUCUCACCUGACGUAAGGGAUCCAAUUUACUUCAACACGCUAUUUCAGAACCUACAUCACCUUACACAUCUUGAUCUGUCUGGAUAUACUGAUAUUGAAGACUUUUCAUUUUUGAAACCAUUAACAAAAGUUGUAUCUCUUGUUCUACACAAUGUUGUCAAAGUCCAAGAUGGAUUGGAAACGAUUUAUGAACUUAAAAGCCUAAGACAUCUCGAUAUAUCCCAGUCUAAUGAUAAGGUGAGGACUUUUGUCAUGGAACAUUCAACUUUGCGGUUCAUUUUAACGAACCUACCCGACCUUGUAUCCCUGGACAUAUCAGGAACCAAUCUUGCCGGAACUGGUGUAGCGGUCAUUGAGUACAGCGAAGGAAAAAGGUGCGACAUACCAGGUCUGGAUAAUCGCAUCGACAAUCCUCUUGAGUUCUUGGGACUCUACGGCACUCAACACGGAGCAUGUCGACGGCACGACAUCCCUGCCAAAUUGAUUUCUGGAGACGCCAACGAACAACAAAUCCUGAUUGCCGCAGCUGCCUACAUUCACCGACCUGAGAUUCUCCAGAGGGUGUUGAACGACCUUUAUCAUCUGUUCAGAUACGAACACUGCACAAAUAUUUUCCGGGCGCUCAAUGUUGUUCUGGAGUCCAUGGAAAGGCACAUCUCUGAGAAACACAUUCAGAUCUCUGGCAGUGCAACACUAUUCUACAUAGUAAAGAACAAAGAUAUCCCUCCGUUCCCAGCGAAGGUGAAACGCAAGAUCAUCACAACUCUGCUGAACAGCAUGAACACUCACCAAGAAGACGACACCAUGAUGCGGAACGGAUGCCUGACACUGUGUCAGUUCAAGAUACCUCAGGACGUUCUGUUUGAGUACGAGAGACUUGUCAUGAUGCUGUUACACAUAGUGUCCUCGAUGCAACAGGAAGGGUUUGUUCAGAGGAUUGGCAUCUACUUGCUCAACUCUCUGGCCUGUCAAGUGGACAAUCAACAGAAACAGUUGCUCGGGGAUCUCUGUGCCAUAGACAGAAUGUUGAAGCUGAUCCGUGAUCGUGUGAGUCAGGAAGUGUGUGAUGAUGUGUUGGAAGUAGCUUGGUCUACGAUGUGGAAUGUGACGGAUGAAACAGCCAUCAACUGCGAGCGAUUCCUUGAUGGUGGGGGGAUGGAGUUGUUCUUAAAGUGCCUUAAUCUGUUCCCCGAGAGGGAGGAGCUGAUGCGCAACAUGAUGGGGCUGCUGGGUAAUGUGGCCGAGGUCAAGCAUCUGAGAGGGAGACUCAUGGUGCGAAGAUACAUCCAAGUCUUCUCUGAACUCGUCAACUCUGUCAGCGACGGCAUCGAGGUGAGUUACAACGCGGCUGGCGUGUUGUCACACCUGGCGUCAGACGGCGAGGCUGCGUGGAGGAAGGGAUGUCCCGACAGAGAAGUUGUGUUGUCCAACAUGGUGGUGGCAAUCGACAAGUGGAGUCUGGAAACAGAGAGGAACAUCAACUACCGUAGCUUUGAGCCGAUCCUGCAACUAGCCAGAGUAAGGCACACUCCGCAAUGUCAACACUGGGCUGUCUGGGCUCUGGCUAAUCUCACCAAGGUCUAUCCGGACAAGUACUGUACGCUGGUUGAAGCAGAGGGGGGUGUUGAGAUCCUGAAGGAGUUGAUUUUGGACGACAGUCCGUAUGAGAAGACAAAGGAAUUGGCCCACCUAGUGCUCGAGCACUGCCGCAAGUUCAAGGAGGACGGCCAUGUUGAAAUGGAAACUCCAGAGCUUGACGGAUAAACCGCUUGUGAUAUUGUAAUUUUAAGCUGUAACACUAUUAUUUGUUGUCGGUUUUUAUCAGAGUUUUAUUUUUAGUUCUGUAUAUUUUUAUUUUACACAAUGUAUAUACUUAAACCGAAAUAUAAAUCCCGUUUGUAUAUAAAUAUAUAUAUCGAAAGACUAUAUUAUAGCCACCAGAAAUACAUAGUUUGCAUCAAAUGUACUUUAGUUAGUCUGCAAAAGGUUUAAAUUAGUCAGACUAAAUAAAGAAUUUUCACAAAGCUAAAUUAAAGACACUGAUGAAGUUUGGUUCCAUUCACACUUUUAGACUGACCAGGUAUAUCAAGAAAUUGUUUACUCUUGAUACGUCAGGCCCUUGGAUCACAUACCUAUUCCUGAAUCGCUGAAUCCCACACAAUCACAACGAUAUGAUGAAUUUACAAUCGCAAAAACUCAUCUAUUGCUUUAAUAUACCAAAAUUUGUGUGUGAAAAGUUAGUCAAACUAUUAAAAUCUUACCAGAAAACAAGAAUAAAAUAUUAAUUUUUUCAUCUAUUGCUUUAAUAUACCAAAAUUUGUGUGUGAAAAGUAGACAAACUAUUAAAAUCUUACCAGAAAACAAGAAUAAAAUAUUAAUUUUUUCAUGAAUUGUUGAUCUGUUAAUAUGUGUAUUUUCAAUAUUCAUUCAGUUAAAUUUGAACUACAUUGUUUACUUAUGUAUACUAUUAAUGAACAAUACAUUAAAAGUUUCAAAAUUCUUCUAUGAAUAUUUCUUUUUAAUCUUCUGUGAAUAAUUUUAUAUCCUUCUUAUAGUUACUCCUUAAACCUCUCUGUUUUUAUUCAUUUUGGAACUUGGCUUCGUCUUAUAUCAGUGUCGCAUACGGUUGACUACCCAUGGCAGUAUUUAUAUUUUAUUUUGUAAUAUUUCUUUUCCCCUAAGUGUUUUAAGUUAAAAACUAGCGCUUAAAACUUAAUGCUGGAUUGUUCAUUUUGAAAUUGUUAUAUUUUUUCUUCACUCAGAUUGUUCGGUUUUUUUUUCUCUGGAAUCUCUCGGAUUUUUAGUUGUUUUCAGAAAUUAAAAUUUGUAAACAAAUGUCUUACAUACUGUUACAAAUUUACUUUCACAAAGCCUUUUAUUAAAACCAAACUAUGUGCAAUGUAGAAAAUCGAUUGAGCUUAACGAUUAAACUAACACUAAUACUUUGGUUUUAGUAAUUUAUUGUAGAUGUAGAAAAUACUGUAAAUUAAUUGUUACCUAUAGAUAAUAAAGGUUUAUAUAACUCGGAUUUAAAAUAUGGUGUU